AUGGAGAAUAAAAGAGAAUUUUAUUUGUUAAUUGAAUAUUAGGACCUCCUAAGAUCACUUUAAUUUGUAAUUAAAGAUGUGCAGGCAUAGAGAUAAAUUUAAGAACCUACCUUUAGUUUUUUCUUCAAGAAGUAAAUUUAUUACCAAUUAAGAGAUUAUGUUCUUGAGGCUAAUUUCGAAAAAUAUGUAGUAAAAUCAGCAUCGAAGAUACAGGAAUUCUUAUUAUAUAGAAGUAGUCUAGAUAAAUCAACGAAGUGGAAUUUUCUUGAUAGACUUUGGGAUAUUUUGAUUUACAAAUUUAACUUUGUUUAAGAUGAUUUAUACCAUAAUUAGAAUUCAGAUGCUUACGAUAUUUCCUUUGAAUUUGUCAAAUACAUUAUAAUCUUAGUUUAAUUAAUCUGA
Messenger RNA from Paramecium tetraurelia, 402 nucleotides. RefSeq lists its product as uncharacterized. The record is from RefSeq and is a predicted model, not a curated record. The transcript has a single exon. Lineage: Eukaryota; Ciliophora; Oligohymenophorea; Peniculida; Parameciidae.